Penaeus chinensis is the source of this 471-nucleotide messenger RNA. RefSeq lists its product as uncharacterized. Bases 56 to 403 code for a protein of 115 amino acids. The transcript is spliced from 3 exons. Lineage: Eukaryota; Metazoa; Arthropoda; Malacostraca; Decapoda; Penaeidae. The record is from RefSeq and is a predicted model, not a curated record.
GGUGAGCUGUGAGACCAGACGUUCUGAAAAGCUCCGCUCUUACUCAAACGCAAAUAUGAGAACGUCAUCGAUGCUCCUGGUGCUGCUUUUGGCUGGGGCCGUGCUUUCAGCCCCUUCGUCGUCGAGGCAGGUAGCGCUUAUCAAUGCCUUCAGCGACCGAAAGACAGUGGAGUCCAUCGUCGACUGUUUCCUCGGCAAGAAGAAGUGUUCCCCUGAGGAGGAGAAGAUGAGAGUGCGUGCUCUCGCCACCAUGAGGAACUUCGGCUCGUGUCCCUCCAACCUGUGCACUCCCGAAGAGGCCGCCGAGAUGAGCACUGCCAUGGGGCUCCUGGCUGACAAGUACCCCGACCUGUGGGCUAAGUUGAUCGCAGCUAUGUUCGGCAUCGACCUUGGGAGAAAAUAGAAGUAAUAUAGAGAUGUAGCUUUAGUUGUAUGUUAUCGUGUUUUUUUUAUAAUAAAAUUAUUUUGAAA